This is a messenger RNA of Maudiozyma barnettii, 1704 nucleotides long. It is a transcript of the gene RSC8, whose product is annotated as Rsc8p. The record is from RefSeq and is a predicted model, not a curated record. The transcript has a single exon. Lineage: Eukaryota; Fungi; Ascomycota; Saccharomycetes; Saccharomycetales; Saccharomycetaceae. Gene Ontology annotation, biological process: positive regulation of DNA-templated transcription. The coding region runs from base 1 to 1704 and encodes 567 amino acids. Gene Ontology annotation, cellular component: SWI/SNF complex. Gene Ontology annotation, molecular function: histone binding; zinc ion binding; DNA binding.
AUGAGUACUGAAGAAGAUACCAACAACAACAACUCAGUGGUGGAGACCCCAGCAGAAGUCACUGAAACUAAUGAGACCGUAACAUCAGAACAUACUGAAGCUACCACUGGGACUGAGGGUGAGAGUGCUACCACUGAACCUACUACUACUGAGCCACCUACUGAAGAAAUAAAGACCAUUAAUUAUGAAGAUGAAGCACACAAAUUGGAAGACAAAGCGUUCAGAUUCCUAGCUAAACAAACUCAUCCGAUAGUAUUACCAUCAUUUGCAUCGUGGUUUGAUAUCUCAUCCAUUCACGAAAUUGAAAAGAGAUCUCUACCUGAUUUCUUCGAUGAUUCAUCUCGUUAUAAAUCUGCAAAAUCAUAUAGAGAAACAAGAAAUUUUAUGAUUAAUACUUAUAGAUUAUCUCCAUUUGAAUAUUUGACAAUUACUGCUGUAAGAAGAAACCUAGCAAUGGAUGUGGCUUCUAUCAUGAAGAUUCAUGGGUUUUUAGAGAAAUGGGGGAUAAUCAAUUAUCAAAUUGAUCCAAGAUCAAAACCAGCUUUAGUAGGACCAAGUUUUACAGGCCACUUCCAAGUUAUACUAGAUACACCACAAGGUUUGAAACCAUUUGUUCCAACGGAUGCUAUCACUGAGGCUUUACCUGUAAAGAGAGAUUCUAAUGAAAUGGAUGUAGAUGACGAUGAAUCUAACACGGAAACUAAAGGACCUAAACCAUUCCCUGUUAAUUUAUCAUUAAGAACUAAUAUUUACGAUUCAUCAAAUGAUUUCAAUGCUUUACACUCCAAAAACAAGGUUUCAAAACAAAUUCAAAAGACUUUUGUAUGCCAUACAUGUGGUAACGACGCAGUAUUGGUUCGCUAUCACAAUUUACGUGCCAAAGGUGCAAACCUAUGUUCAAGAUGUUUCCAAGAAGGUCAUUUUGGUGCCAAUUUCCAAGCAUCCGAUUUUAUUAGAUUAGAGAACAAUAAGAAGAAACCAGGCAAAGAAUGGUCUGAUCAAGAACUAUUGUUAUUGUUGGAAGGUAUAGAAAUUUAUGAGGAUCAAUGGGAAAAGAUUGUAGAACACGUUGGAGGACAAAAAUCAAUUGAAGAUGUCGUUGAAAAAUUCUUAACAUUACCAAUCGAGGAUAGCUAUAUCAAUGAUGCUCUGAAUAAAUCUAAAAAGGAAACAGACACUAAAGCAGAAAGUUUAACAAAGGAUCAUAUAUCAACGGUAGAGGCUGUGGAUCUAACUAUCAAAGCAUUAUUGGAGGGUUUACAUAAAGAUACUCUGGAAAAGGAUAUUCCUGAAUCAGCUUCAAAGACUGCAGAGAAAUAUAUUAAAGAAACACAAAGUGUAGUACAAGAAUUGGUCAAAUUAACUCUAAACAAAUUAGAUACUAAAUUUGAUAAAUUGACUAAAUUAGAAGAAACGUUGGAGAAAGAAAAGACUAAACUAAUUACAGAAUCUGAAAAAUUAAUAUCAGAUAGAAUAUCGUUAAGUAAACAAGUUACCGAAAUGAAUGGCGAGUUAACAAAUCUAAAUAUAUCCAAGAAGUUCGUAUUAAUAUCCGAUCAAGUCGAUUCUGGGAUAAAACUUGUCGAAAAUGACAAUGAUUCUGCUGAUAAGAAGACUGAAGAUGACUUAAAGAAAAGAACAGAAGCUGAAAUUGAAGCUAUAUCGAUUAAAGAACCACAAACUUACAAAUCCUGGUCUUUAUGA